AUGUCUGCGCGAAUUCGCCACUCACUGUCGCCUUCCUCUACCCGUGUACCACUGCCUUCCUCUACCCGUGUACCACUGCCUUCCUCUACCCGUGUACCACUGCCUUCCUCUACCCGUGUACCACUGCCUUCCUCUACCCGUGUACCACUGCCUUCCUCUACCCGUGUACCACUGCCUUCCUCUACCCGUGUACCACUGCCUUCCUCUACCCGUGUACCACUGCCUAUCUCCACCCGCCCUCCUCUCCGCUCCUCGCCACCUCCUUACACGCACUCUCCUGCUGCCCUCGUCGCGCGCUCUGCCCUUCUUGCAAUGAAGGCGCGGGCGGGCGUGCGGUUGGAGCGGGUGGAGGCGGGGCCGGCGGAGGAGGCGGAGGGGGAGGGCACGGAGGCGAGUCCGCGGCUGCCCAAGGCGGACAGCCACAGCCGCGCGCCGCACGAGGCCGUCGCGCGCAUCCUCGAGGACGACCUGCUGGAGGGGGGCGGGCUGGAUGGGGGGAACGCGGAGGGGGGAGCGGGGGGCGGGGGGAGCGCGGAGGAGGGAGGCGCAGGGGGCGGUGCGUCGGCACUGCGCACCGAUGACAGCACUGCCUGUCUUGUUGCGUUCCACUCACUGCCCUCUCCUCCUCUGCCUGGCCUUCCUCUGCCCUCUCCUCCUCUGCCCUCUCCUCCUCUGCCCUCUCCUCCUCUGCCCUCUCCUCCUCUGCCCGCUCCUCCUCCGCCCGACCCUCCUCUGCUAGUGCCUUAUGCCUUUCCACCUGCUCACGCAUCGCUCUCCCGCCCCUCUCCUGAUCUCCCCUCUUUUUCCACCCACUCCCCCGUUUGCCUGUGGGGCCAGGUGUUCCACGUGUACAGGGCGGGGCGCACAGGGCCCGUGCUGCUGUGCCUGCAUGGGGGCGGCUAUGCCGGGGCAUCGUUUGCAGUGGCGGCGGGGCACAUGAGGGGCGAGGUGCAGGUGGUGGCCGUGGAUAUGCGUGGCCACGGCGCCACACGCACCGCCAACGACCUCGACCUCUCCGCCCAGACGCUGGUGGAGGAUGUGGCAGGCGUGGCAAGGAAGCUCUUUGGCGACUCACCUCCCGCCAUCGUGCUGCUGGGUCACAGCAUGGGGGGGGCGGUGGCAGUGCGCGUGGCGGAGCAGCAGCUGCUGCCAUCGCUGGCAGGCCUCGUCGUCGUCGACGUCGUCGAGGUGCGUCCCUCUCUGCCUCCCUCUCUGCCUCCCUCUCUGCCUCCCUCUCUGCCUCCCUCUCUGCCUCCCUCUCUGCCUCCCUCUCUGCCUCCUCCCUGCCUCCCUGCCCCCACCUGCCUCCUCCCUGCCCCCACCUGCCUCCUCCCUGCCCCCACCUGCCUCCUUCUGCCUCCUCCCUGCCGCCUCCCUGCCUUACACUGCCCCAUGGCAUCACUGCCUCCCUGCCCCCCUGCGUCCCUGCCUCACUGCCUCACACUGCCGAACUGCCUUCUCGAUUCAUCAUGUCAGGCCUACUGGCUCAUGGGCUCACAGGUUUGCGCUUCGCCAUGCUGCUUGAUGCCAGUGUGUCAAGUCAGCGAGUGUGCGCCCCUUCAACACCCUCCACCCCCCUUCAACACCCUCCACCCCCCUUCAACACCCUCCACCCCCCUUCAACACCCUCCACCCCCCUUCAACACCCUCCACCCCCCUUCACAACCCUCUACCCCUUUCACCACCCUCUACCCCCUUUCACCACCCUCUACCCCUUUCACCACCCUCUACCCCUUUCACCACCCUCUACCCCCGUCCUCUACCACCUCUUGCUCGUCCGCCCCCUUGUCCUGCGCCCGCCCUACAUGGGACACGGCACGGCAGGGCAGCGCCGUGGCAUCGCUGGGCCACAUGCACGCAGUGCUGGCGUCACGCCCCUCACACUUCCCAUCGCUCCACAAAGCCGUGGAGUGGAGUGUGCGGUCGGGGCAUCUGAGGAGCGUUGAGUCGGCGCGUGUCUCGGUGCCGCCCACCCUCGUGCCAGACGCCGCAGGGAAGGGGUUUGUGUGGCGCACCCCGCUGGAGAAAUCUCAGCCCUACUGGAAGGGAUGGUACACGGGUCUGUCGGACCUCUUUCUGCGCUGCCCCGUGCCCAAGCUGCUGCUGCUCGCCGGCACCGACCGCCUCGACAAGUGA
Molecule: messenger RNA, 2136 nt
Organism: Closterium sp. NIES-65
Lineage: Eukaryota; Viridiplantae; Streptophyta; Zygnematophyceae; Desmidiales; Closteriaceae
Source: the annotation of a GenBank genome assembly